This is a messenger RNA of Sporothrix schenckii 1099-18, 6960 nucleotides long. Its product is annotated as histidine kinase group protein. Lineage: Eukaryota; Fungi; Ascomycota; Sordariomycetes; Ophiostomatales; Ophiostomataceae. The transcript has a single exon. The coding region runs from base 1 to 6960 and encodes 2319 amino acids. Gene Ontology annotation, biological process: phosphorylation; phosphorelay signal transduction system. The record is from RefSeq and is a predicted model, not a curated record. Gene Ontology annotation, molecular function: phosphorelay sensor kinase activity; protein binding.
AUGGCAAGCUGGGCGAAGAGCGGACGAGGAGGCGCGCUUUCACCUCAACAAAGUCCACCAUCUCCAAGUGCCGGAGUGUCAUCGCCCUCAGAGACCAUGAACAGCGGCAGCAGCAACAGCGUCGGUGACAACAGUGGCAAACACGCCGACGAUCAGCAACAACCGACGUCCAUCACCAGCAAAGAACGCAAGACGUCUAAACCAGGAUCCAAUGGUGCUCGAUCCGGUGGCAGCACCUCACCCAAUAGCGAAAAGCGCACAAGCGACCGCCGAACAGCCCAGCCCGGUCCGUUUGGACGCACUUCUAAUGGAGACGAGGACCGUCACUCUGUCAACCACGUCCAAGAGCAACAGACGAUAGAGCACCAAGAGUCACGGCACCAUGAUGCCACGAGCCCACAACACCAGCUGAGCGACUACCGCCAGAGACUGGCUCGCGAGAUGUCGGCACGAGUCAACAACCAAACGUCGCCUGUGACGAGCCCGUUUGCAAAACGCCCUUCACCCAUCGAAGAGGAGAAGGUCUCCGCAUCAGGCUCACCAUCGGCGCCUUCGGCACCAUCUGCGUCACCAACGAAACCCACCGCUCUGCCUUCGGCUCGUACUUCUACGCCAGCAUCCGCAUUGCUCUCCUCCUCGUCGUCCGGUACAACUUCUACCGACUCAGCCCGAACCGUGCGCGCGGCUGAUCCUGGCAAGGGAGUCACGGCACGGACGCCGUCAUACCCGUUUCCUCGCAUGGCGAUGCCCAGCGCUAGUAGAGACCCUUCGUUUGCUUCAACAGUCGCUUGGUCUGCACAUGCACGGUCAUCGCAGGCUCGGUUGCAGUCGGAUCGCGACAGAGGUUCCUCUGGUGCAGGUUUCGAAUCUGAGCAAAAGUCGACGCAAUCACGAUCGGAACCACAGCGCCAGGAGUCGGCCUACAGCUUUCGGUCUGACCAGGUGCUGUCGAGCCCCUCGACACCUGCCUCUGCUGUCACGUUUCUGCCCAGCAGUGCUCUCGGCCGUGACCCUCAUGACGAGACCGGCAAAUAUGCGACCCUCAACGGGAGUCGCUACCUCGAUCAUCACGAUUUUGAAACCCCCAAUUUAUAUGAACUUGCACUCGCCUUAUCCACAGAGCCCGGGUUGGAUGCGUGGUGGGACGCCAUCGUGCAGAUUGCCACCCAGUGGUACAAAGCCGAGCGUGUCGCUCUCGUAAUCCCGUCUGAUUCGACCGACGUCGAGAACAUGCCGUGGGGUCAGAAAGCAACUUUUAAGAUUCGCGAGAAAGAUGAUGAACUCAGUUUGGGCUACAUGGGGCACGACAGUCUCGUUGCGGCGACAACGGACCUAGGUUCCAAUGCCACACCACUCCUCUCCACCUCGGGCAUCCUAUCUCCUCCCCCACCGGCCCCUUCUCCGGCGCCGGCCGAACAGCUGCGCCGCCCCAACCUCACUGCCCGAUAUUCAUAUACGACGUACGAGGAACGCAAGGAGAACAACCAGCUUGACGAUCCGAAGCCUGGAGCCGGUGCUGACCAAACAUCCGCAGCACCGAUUCGUCCUUCGCUUUCAAGAUGCCAGACGUCUCAGCCGGUCGCCACGCAGCGUACCGAUAUCCCCAAGGCUGACUGGCCGGCCGAAAUGCUGCCGCCCAAGCCCUACACCGCUUUGAAACAUUCCGUCCUUGAAGAGCACGAUGCUACGGAAGAUCCUCACGGUAUGACAACGUACGUCACCGGAUCGUCGCUCCAGCAACAGUCCGAGACCAGGGGUAGAGUAUUGCCAGUCCUCCAGGCCCUCGACUACGAAGCGGACCCGUUGAUCGACCACAAUGGCGUGCAACGUGUACUGGACCGCGGCCAUGUCGUCGCACUGACCCGUUCAUAUCCGUAUAUUACGCCCAAGCAGCCAGAGACACCAGCGCCCGCGCCUGUCACCACGCAAAAUCAACAACCGCCAACUCCAGAUGGCGGGGAUGAAGAAACGAUGGCGAACACAAACUUGUCGAAACUGGCCAACGAACUUGCCGGCGGUUCCAACCAGCGUCUUCAGCAAGGGUCCCCUCUGAAACUCUCGACACUCCUCGGGACAAGUGGGCUGCCACCUACCAAAAACUCCAAUGCCAGGCCGAGCGCGAGUUACAUGAGACGACUCACGGGCGCUAGCAUUGCGUCAAAGCUCGAAGAGGCGAAACCUCAGCGGUCAAAGUCGCCGCUGUACGAAGAGUACGAGCAAAUGCCGCCUUCACCAUGGUCGCAGUCACCGGCACCGUCUCCGGCGGUACGGCACGACCCCAAUGAGAACCCGUUCUUUAGCGAUGCCGUCGUCGACGAGGACAGCUUCAACCCUGCCUUGUCACCGGAGGACUACAAGGAAGCACGGCCUCUGGAGGCCAUUGGUUUCGACAAUGCCUGCACUGUCCUUCACAUUCCUCUGUACCACCCCUUGCUCUCCAAGACAUCCCAGCCUUUCCGCCUAGACAAAUCGAAAAUGGAACGCCGGUCAUCACCGAGACGCGACAACGACAAGAGCUCGGACAAUUCCGUGGAAACGUCUCCAAGCCGACGAAAGGAAAUGCCCAUUGCGAUACUGUCCAUUUUGACGCCCAUCAUUCCCUAUCCAUCCAAACUGCGCUACUCUCUAGAGCAUCUGGCGCCUCAUAUGGCUACAUCAUUUUCUCUCUGCGUCCAUUACUCGAACCUCGAGGCGGAGAUCAACGGCUUAAACCGUCGCCGCCAUGAGAUGAGCGGCUUUGGUGCCGUCGACACCGAGGGUCAUCCCUUACCUACGGCAUCUGCGUUUAUGAACACGCCGUACUUGCCAUCGGAGGACCACAUUUCGCACCGCUCACAAACCGGAAGCAUGACGAGUUUCAGCGACUACUCGGCAAGAUCACGGAGCAUCGCGGGCUCUCCUGGCGGCACACCUGGCUGGGAUUCGGCGGCCUUGAACGUGUUCUUGGAGCGUCGUGCGAACACCGGCAAUGGUAUCAGCCCCAGCAUCGCUUCGCUCACCGGUGACGGCUACUUUGGUAUGCGAACAAGCAACAUGAGCGCCUUUGGCCGGCCAGCUACAACACCCGGAGGUACUAGCAGUAAUGGCGGCGGUGGCGGCGGCGGCCCUCCAGCCAGGGAAAGAGGUAGAAAGAACUCCGUCUCACAUAGCGAGAAGCGCUUGUCUGCUCUUCGCCUGCCUGAAGUCACUCUCUCGGCUCAGGAAGAGCGUGUGGGCAGUCCUUUGCCCGACCUAUCGACAACAGCCAACCUGCCAGCAGCCCUCUCGUCCCCUUCAAUCAGCCGCAACGAGGACUCGCCUGCCUCUUCCCAGCAAAUCUCUAGAGGCUCCGGUACAACGUCGGCUGAGACUGGUGUGGGAAGUUCAACAGAGGCACUUUCCAGCUCCGCAAAUAGUCGAACAGCGCACCCGGCUCCUGCCUUAAGUGGCGACCCUGUGCCCCCUCUACCACCGAGCGACUCGAAGAAGCGUCCCGUUGAGAGAGACGCAAUCGUCUCGGAGGAGCUGAAGUUGGCGUUUUCGGAUCGACCACCGCUGGUGAGCCCGGCGGUCCAUACGCCCGGUGGCACACCCCACCAGCGGCAUCCUCGCUUCCAGCACCAGCACAGCCAUAGCCAUGGCGGACACAGCCAACUGCACUCCUAUGGUGCCGAUUUUGCGUCCACAUUUCCAUCGCUCCCCCCCAGUGGGACCGUUGCCGUCAAGGGCGCAAGUGCCACUAUGCAUCCUCAGACCUCGACUCCAUCUCAUGCCCCGUCGGCUGCGUCUUCGAGUCCUGUGGACAUGCCGCCGCCCUCGGAUCGACUCAAGGGCCUGAUCCUAGACUCUCUACCGGCCCAUGUAUUCGUCGCCAUGCCUCAAACAGGAGCCAUCGUUUGGGUCAACAGUCGCUAUCUGGCAUACCGUGGCCAGACGGUAGAGGGAUUGGCGGAAGACCCAUGGGGCAGUCUUCACCCUGACGACUGCGACGAAUAUCUCAAGGCUUGGAGCCACUCCGUCCGUACUGGCGACCAGUUCUCUCGCACGGUGCGGAUCCGCCGCUUUGACGGAUCCUACCGCUGGUUCCAGGCGCGGGCGGUUGCUUCACGCGACCGGCGCAACAGCAUCAUGCAAUUCCUGGGCUCGUACAUGGACAUCCAUGACCAGCACAUUGCAGAACUGAAAGCAGCCCGCCAAGAAGAGAUUGAAGCAUCUGAGACAAAGCAUCGUAUUCUGGCCAAUCUCAUCCCACAAAUCAUCUUCACCGCCAACGAGGAAGAGGGCGUCACCUUUGCCAACGAGCAGUGGCUUUCGUACACCGGCCAGAGCUUCCAGGACCUGCUGGGCCUUGGCUUCUUGGACAACGUGCAUCCCGACGACCUGGCCAAGUGCAGCUUCCUACCGGUGCCCGCGCAUUUGCAGGAGCGCCGGAAGCGGCUGUUGCAAUCUGUGUCGUCGCCCCUCUCCGCUCGAGGCGCCAACAAUGUGGGCGACCGGGACCGGAAGACAGAAUCGGGCAAUGACGAAGAGCUGAGUGAACUGGCCGAGCUCGCUCGCCGUGGCAUCAUCCUAGUAACGACGGACGAUAACGGGCGACCGUCAUACACAACCGAAGUACGCCUGCGGUCCAAGACGGGUGAAUACCGCUGGCACUUGGUACGCUGCGUGGAGACGGGCACGGUGGACUUUGGCAAGGGCUACAAUUCGUAUUUUGGCUCGGCCACCGACAUCAACGACCACAAGCUUCUGGAGACCAAGUUGAAAGAGGCCAUGGACUCCAAGACACGUUUCCUGAGCAACAUGUCGCACGAGAUUCGCACACCCCUGAUUGGCAUUUCCGGCAUGGUCAGCUUUUUGCAAGACACGGUCCUGAACGAAGAGCAGCGCGACUACACCAACACCAUCCAAACCAGUGCCAACAGCCUGCUAAUGAUUAUCAACGACAUUUUGGACCUCUCCAAGGUCGAUGCCGGCAUGAUGAAGCUGAGCUUCGAGUGGUUCCAUACGCAGUCUCUCAUUGAAGAUGUGAACGAACUCGUGUCGACCAUGGCCAUUGCUAAGCGCCUUGAGCUGAAUUAUAUUGUCGACGACGACGUGCCCUCCUGGGUCAAGGGCGACCGUGUGCGCAUCCGGCAAGUCCUUCUCAAUGUCAUUGGCAACGCCAUCAAGUUUACCACCAAGGGCGAGGUGUUCAGCCGGUGCCGGAUUGUCAAGAACAAGAGCAAUGCAGGGGCAAACCAGAUCGAGCUCGAGUUUUCCGUCACGGACACAGGGCGCGGCUUCACGAAGGAAGAGGCCGACCUCAUCUUCAAACCCUUCAGCCAGAUUGACGGCAGCAGCACACGGCAGCACGGUGGCAGUGGCUUAGGCCUCGUCAUCUCGCGGCAGCUUGUCGAGCUCCAUGGUGGCACAAUGAAUGGCUCGGCCGUCCCUGGCAAGGGCUCCACAUUCACCUUUACCGCCAUCUUCAAUCUACCGACGGAGCAGGACCACCCGGAUGGCCACUUGACGCCGUCUGCCGAGGCGAAUCCGAAAGCACCCAACCUGACCUUGACGGCGAUGGGGCUUGCCACGCCAUCGUUCAUGGAUCCGGCCGCCAUAAUUGCCGCCGCCGCCGCGUCGGCAGCAGGCGCUGGCUCCACCGGGGUGUCCAGCGUGCCGGUGGAUGUGGAGCCGAACGCGACGGCAUCACCAGCAGGCGGCUCGAGCGGAAGCUCAGUUCCUUCCAUUGCGUCGAACAAGUCGCACCCGUUGUCAGAGCGUUCGUCCUCGAUAUCCUCCGUGAAUACGAAUACGGGCGGGCUCACACGCUUCAGUGAAGCCGCUCGUGCCAGCGGACAGGACGUAUCCCACAUGAAGUUCAGGGUACCACCAAGCGGCAGCGACGUCCCAUCGCCUCGAUUGCCUACACUGCCGGUGCCUAAGAGCAGUGAUACGACCACCACGGUGACAGAAGCGACAGGCGCUUUCGCAUCACGCACCGGGGCAGCAGAGACGAAGCCGGCGGUGCCCAGGCGCACCCUGAGUCAGCCAUCUUCGUUUUCCAUCUUGAUCAUUUGCCCCCAGACACACAGCCGCGAAGCGACCGCACAGCAUAUCGAGACCACGCUGCCCAAGGACCGCCCGCACAGUAUCACCGCUGUGGCGACAAUGUCCGAGGCACAAGAAUUGAUCAAAACCGAGGCCAAGCCGUUUACGCAUGUGGUGGUCAAUCUUCCAUCGGCACAGGAGGUCCUGGACCUUGUGGACCAGCUCGACCGUUCGACCAUGCUGGAGACAGCGCACGUUCUCGUCCUGUCCGACUCGGUGCAGCGCCAGGAAGUCAACAAGCUGGCCGCCGGUACACGGUACGAGCAGCGGCUCUCGGAGGCGCGCGUGAUGUACAUCUACAAGCCGGUCAAGCCGUCGCGGUUCGCCGUGAUCUUCGACCCCAAGCACGAGAGCGACAUUAGCAUCGACCGCAACCGAUCCAACGCGCAGCGGCUGGUGGAGACGCAGAAGAAGAGCUACCUGGACUUGUCGCAACGUAUGGGCAACAAGGGGUACAAGGUGCUGCUGGUGGAGGACAACAUGGUGAACCAGAAGGUGCUCACAAAGUACCUGCGGAAAGUCGGCGUGGACGUGGACAUGGCGGCGGACGGUGAGGAAUGCACGGACACUGUUUUUGCGCGGCCUCACGACUACUAUUCGCUGAUUCUGGUGAGUUUUGUUUCCCAACGCCCCAUCGCCGUCCAUUUUGUAUUGUUGCUAACCGGCCAGUGUGAUUUGCAUAUGCCGCGCAAGGAUGGAUAUCAAGCGUGUCGCGAGAUUCGCGGGUGGGAGGCCAAGGGCAACUACAAGAAGCCGAUCCCCAUCAUUGCACUGUCGGCCAACGUCAUGUCGGACGUUUACGACAAGUGCAUCGAGGCCGGGUUCAGCAAGUACAUUACGAAGCCGGUCGACUUUGUCGUCCUGAGCCGGGCGCUGGCCGAGUUCUUUUGA